AUGGAUAUAAAGACCUUGCUGGACAAUCUUCAUGAUGAAGUAUCCUGUUCUGUGUGCAUGUGUACAUUCACUGAUCCAAAGCAGUUGCCUUGUUUGCACAGUUUCUGUCUUCACUGCCUGAACAAUAUUCAACGAACGAGCGGCGUCCAUGGCAAAAUUACAUGCCCCGAGUGCAGGGGACAGUUUCAAAUCCCUGGAAGUGGAAAUCCUAGCGAACUUCCCACUAAUUUUCGUAUCAACAGUCUGCUAGAUGUCUUGGCAAUAAAAGAGUGCAGCACAGCUAACGUGAAAUGCGGAAAUUGCAACAAACGGAGCGCCCAGACCUUAUAUUGCUUCCAGUGUUAUGCUUUCUGGUGCGAGGAAUGUAUUUUAGGACAUAACAUAAUACGCACCAAUAAAGAACACAGAACGCUGGCACUGAAUGAUUUUCAAGAUCAAGACAUCGAGGCCGUGUUAAAGAGACCGGCAUUUUGUCAGAAGAAACGACAUGAAAAAGAAGAGUUGAAAUUCUUUUGCAAGGACUGUAAAGUCGCCAUUUGCAACACUUGUUUUGUGACACUUCAUGAAGGUCAUGGUAAGAUGCUUUUGGAAGAAGCUACAGACGCACGUAAGACACAGAUCAACUACACACUUCAAUCUUUAAAAGAUAAAGCACUUGAAAAACGAAAAGAACAAGACCAACUGAACCAAAAGAGCAUGGACAUUAACGAGCAAAUAGCCGAAUUAAAAACCCAAGUGCAGACGACUGUAGACCAAUUGCUUGCAAUCAUCGAAAAGAGGAAACAGGAUAUUUUUGAUAUAGUCGAUAAUCAAGCGAAAAAGCCACUGGAGUCUCUCUCACAGAAUCAAGUCCAAGUUGCAAAUCAAAGGAAACUAAUUGAAUCAGCAAUUGAAGAAACUGAAUUUGUGUUGAUACGAAGCUUCAGUACUGAAAUCCUUGAAUUCAGUAAAACCUUUGAUUCAAUCCUACAGGAACAGGGAACCCAAGAAAACAGUGACACUGAAUACAGUAUCCCUCGGUUUAGUUUCACUAAAAGUGAAAAACUGAUUAAUCUGUUGAGCAUGAGCGAGGGCAUAGGUAAUGUAAAAUUUGUUUUUAGCGAAACUAAAGCGCAACAACCAGAAGCUAAACGUAAAGAAAGUAUUAAAGCAAUUGCUGGUAAUAAAGGGACAAAUGUUGGUGACAGUCCUACUCAGACUCAGGUACAAACCAGGCGCUUCAGAUCUGUGCUUUCAUUCGGACAAUAUGGUGAAACCACCGGAAUGCUUAACUUGCCCUGUGGGGUGGCAGUUAAUUGCAAUGAUGAAAUUGCUGUGGCUGAGUCCAAUAAUAAUAGGAUAUCUGUAUUUAGAAGUGACGGUACCCACUUGAGAUCAUUUGGUAGGGCAGGUCACAAUAAUGGAGAGUUUAAUUACCCUACAGGGGUCGCUUUCGAUAGCCGUGGCAAUAUCUUGGUGGCAGACUGUUUUAAUCACAGGGUGCAGCGUUUUGAUGGGACUGGUAAGUUUCUUAGUAAGUUUGGUGAAAAAGGAAUUCUUGAUCAUCAGCUCAAUUAUCCUGAAGGUUUAUCAGUAAACUGCAAAAGCGAUAUUAUCGUUGCUGAUAAAGAUAACAAAGCAAUCAAGAUAUUCUCUUCUAGUGGCGAGUAUUUACAUAAAUUAGGUGGAGCAGCAGGUGCUAAGUUGGUCAAGCCUUAUCACUGUAUCCAACAUGGCCAAUAUUUUAUAGUCUCAGAUUACGGUGAUCAUUCCAUUAAAAUGUUUAAUCUUGAGGGAGAGAUUAUUGCUAGAUUUGGAAAACAGGGGGACAAGGAUGGAGAGUUCAAUAAGCCAUACUACUUGUCGGUGAACAAAGAAGGAUUGCUAAUGGUCUGUGAUGAAAGAAAUCACAGGGUUCAGGUAUUUGAACUGAGUGGAAAGUUUGUUACAAAGUUUGGAAGUAAAGGUAGGGAGAGUGGAGAGUUUAGGAAUCCAGUAUGUACAGCAAAUACUGGUGAUGGAAGGAUAGUUGUAUGUGAUACGAAUAACAACCGAAUCCAGCUGUUUGAUUAUGAAUGAUACGAUUUUAACUUUGUUGUACAAGAUACUUGAGAAUGUGAACUACUGUACAUUUAUCAUAAGAUCUCAGUAGAUUUUAUAAUUGUUAAAGAAAACAAUGUUGUGAGAUAAUGUUGUUAAUAUAAUAAAUCUUAUCAUGAAAUCGAAAUUGCUAUAGUACUGGCGUGUGCAAUGGCAAGGGAAGGGAGGGGCAAUGAAACGCUCCCCACCCCUCUUUUCCUUAGAUUCUACUCCAUUUUCAGACUAAUUUCUCGCCGUAACCACCCUACCCUACUCCCCAAAAAAGAACCGGUUUCAUAGGCUGCCUGCCCAUGCAUAGACAUUAAGAAAAGUGAGUAAACGGUAUAACCUGGUUUUCACUUGCGCAUAAGCAUAAGGCUUAGUAUAAAUACAAAGCUAUACUUAGUAGAGAUACGUGAAUCACAGGACCUCGCGAAGGACUUCCGGGGAACGCCAAGCAGUUGAAUGGAAAUAAGAAGUAAUAAAGAAAAUUUAUAAAUCUAAAAAACUUUGGCUAUAUGAAGAAACAAAACAACCGUAAUAAAUAAAAAGAAAACUGAAGAAAAGGAAUUAAAGAAAGGGAGAAGAGAAAAAGAAAAUCAGGUACAGCCCGUAAUCGAACUCAGGCCCUUCAAGGCGCCGGGCCAUAGCUUUUCCACUAGGCCACAUAAAACACAAAGUGAAAAUUUCUGAAAAUAUAUUAUUAAAAACCUUUCCCCUGGAACUUCCGCCAGCGUGACCUGUUUAAAGUUGAUCGAGCCCUAUUAGGAAUUCAGAGAUAUUGUUCAGAAGAAUGACCGUUGUUUUGACAGUGAAACCCCAACGUAACGUAAACGAAUUUCAUGGCAUUUGAAGAGCGGCAGCUCAACUAAGCCCAUACGGUAUAAACUCGUCUGGCGAGCAAAACGUGUUUUGUUACCUCGAUUUUUGCUCAUCUUAAGGCAAAAAAACCAAACCGAUGCAAGACACUCUUCGGUGUUGCCUGUAAAAACAAAAUGCUAUGUGACGUCACACACUAGAUGACGUCAGAGCGGACACCAUGGCGAUAUAUACAAGUAUACAAGUAUAGAUUGCAGGUCGCUAACACCACGCGCGUGACGAGAUUAUAAACCUCUGGAGGCGAGGCGCAUUCGCCUUAUUUAUUGCCUGGGGGAGGAGGUGGGGAAGGAGUUUUGUUGCAACAAAGGAGCACUUAUGUGAUCCCCCCUUCAAGCAUACAGUGUGGUUUUGAUNAACGUGUUUUGUUACCUCGAUUUUUGCUCAUCUUAAGGCAAAAAAACCAAACCGAUGCAAGACACUCUUCGGUGUUGCCUGUAAAAACAAAAUGCUAUGUGACGUCACACACUAGAUGACGUCAGAGCGGACACCAUGGCGAUAUAUACAAGUAUACAAGUAUAGAUUGCAGGUCGCUAACACCACGCGCGUGACGAGAUUAUAAACCUCUGGAGGCGAGGCGCAUUCGCCUUAUUUAUUGCCUGGGGGGGGAGGUGGGGAAGGAGUUUUGUUGCAACAAAGGAGCAUGUAUGGGAUCCCCCCUUCAAGCAUACAGUGUGGUUUUGAUCCCCCCCCCCCCCCCCCCCACAUUGGCGGUGGAAGAUUUCAUGAUCCCCCCUCUUCUAUCCCAGCCACCACAAAAAGCCAGUGUAACUAUAUGCAAGCAAGUGACAUCUAUAUUAAUACUCACGUCUUAUGAACCUUGAACAACAACUUCACAUCAGAUGGUCAUCUGAUAUGAACUGAAUUGUUUGUGAAGGGUAACUCUUCUCAUCCAAAUCGUUGAAAACAAAGUCAUUGUCGUUCUCGUCCUCCUCACUGUCUAAUUCUUCCUCAUAUUCUUUAUCCCCUGAUUCCGAUCCCCGUCACUUUCAUCUUUGGAGUACCUCACGAUUCGUCUGAGUUCACAGACUCCUUAUGUGUCGGUAAUAAUGACAUCGAAAAGCUUUUACUUUGUCAUUAAGCUUCCUACCAAUAGUGGUCAGUCCGUGUUCUUUCAGGUAGAAGUCAAGUUCUUUUACCUUUAACUUUUCGAUCUUGCCACUCUCAACAAGGAUGCUGUCCCAUUUGAAGUCCUUGUAUGUCCGUUCCGCCUCUUGCCUCUUUCGUUCCUCAGCUUCUCUUGUUUUAAUGUUUUUUCUGAUAUUAAUAUCUUUAAUGCGAUUAAUAUAUGGAAUAACAUGCUUCUCAUCAACAUUGUAUUUUGAACAGAAGCUCUUGAUGGUAUCUACAUCUUUUAUGACACUGACGGAAUGUUCCUCAUGCAAAUCCUUCAAACAUUUUCUCGGGAGAUAGUCAUCCGGUGUCCUGCCUGUCGAUUCCGUCUGACAGACAUCCAUGAAAUGUCCCCGAUUGUUUGGGUCUGGUACAGGUUGCGGGAUUCUUUCUGUCUCUGGUCCCAUCCAUCUAUUGUUAGAACACCAAAAACGGAGAUUGGAGGUCUCCUCUUUGCUGGCACGCACCACCACAGAAUUUCAUUAAGAGCUCUCCAUGGAUGUAGUGGUCUUCCAUAAACGAUUCGAUCUUUCUGAGGUAUGCUGCACCAGGGAAUUCCAAUUUGUUUCUUCCUGAUUCGCUCUGUUAUCUAUCAAGAUGAGCAGAAUUGAAAAAAAAACAGUUUCUCACGAGGCUCACUCACUUUACUCUUAAUGUAGUCUUUAAGAACAGGGGCGUCAUCAAUCCUCUCGGCAACCUGACUGCUUACGUAUACAAGGCAUUUUUCUCCAUCCGCUUCUUUUCGUAUCCUUUAUAUGACUGAACUGACAUUCUCUUGAUUUCCUCUUCUGAAAGACCUUCAAAUCUCCUAUACUUUUCGCACUCUAGAGUUGCGCCAUCCACAAGAGCAUCAGAAAUAGCAGCGUUUGUCCGUUCGGCUUCACCUUAAUCUGCCCGCUGUCGCCCCUCGAACGAUGGAGUCAGCCGGGAGGAUGUUCAAGAGUCGGUAAAGGGAGGCGUCCAAGAGGCUGCCAAAGAAGCGCUGGGGACGAAGCAGUGACACUAAACUAAUCACUUGUUGAUUAUACCAUGUAUAUAUUUUCUACUUCUGUUGUUGUUGUUUGUAAUGACAGUGUACCACCAGGACGCCCUAAAAAGGCGUCGAACAUUUUUUUGAAAGAAGUGAAUAGUCACUCAAGAGAACUGCGACACAGUUUUGAAAUACAUGUAUAGCCAUUGAAAUGACAGGACACAGGAUUCUUCCCACUCUCUUCGUUCAUCUAAGUGAUAAACCGUUGUUUCUAAAAAAAGCCAUUUAUAUAAACGCACCUUAAAGACCUGAUCAACAAAACCAAGAAACAAAUAAACACAAAAAAACCCGCUGAAAAUAAGCUUAAAAGAGAAAUUUAAUGUACAUUUCACACUUUUAAUAGGCAAAGAAUAAAUUCUCAUAAAACAUCUUGUAAUUGUUGCUGAAUGCAUAUGAAUGAUUUUAAAAUUAGUUGGGUAACCUGAUGGGGUAGCCCGACUUAGCCCAGUAAAGUGGAACAGCCCGCCUUACGGCCACCUCGGUACUACGGUCGCCUCGUUAUUACGGCCACCUUUUUUGGCCACCCGGCAAAACGCCAUACAUUUUCUUGUAAAAAAAAAAAACCAGUUAAUACGGUCACCCGUCAAUACGGCAAAUUGUUUUGGCCCAUUGGUACAUGGUGACUGCGACCGUAUUAUCGGGGUUCCACUGUUCUCUCGAUCUCGAUCUGUCUUCUAUCUGUGGUUUGAUGAAUAUUUUAAAAAGUUCAUGCUUUGUAAACAGAUUAUCAUUUCUCAGUAAUAAAAGUUAUUUUUGGAUUCUCUCAGGUCAUCAAAACUUUAACACCUCAAGACACCAUUUGACUGGUUGCCAAAAUAUACUUUACGGUCUGGAUCAAAAGACAACACUUCUUUGUUGUGGUUUCUGGGAGUGCCAACCGACUACGUCUCAGAGUAUUUUAAAACUUAAUUUGCUUUCGAUCUUCUUUAUGGAUAUAAAGACCUUGCUGGACAAUCUUCAUGAUGAAGUAUCCUGUUCUGUGUGUAUGUGUACUUUCACUGAUCCAAAGCAGUUGCCUUGUUUGCACAAUUUCUGUCUUCACUGCCUGAACGGAAUUCAACGAACGAGCGGCGUCCAUGGCAAAAUUACAUGCCCCGAGUGCAGGAGACAGUUUCAAAUCGCUGGAAGUGGAAAUCCCAGCGAACUUCCCACUAAUUUUCUCAUCAACAGUUUGCUAGAUGUCUUGGCAAUAAAAGAGUGCAGCACAGCUAACGUGAAAUGCGGAAAUUGCAACAAGCGGAGCGCCCAGACCUUAUAUUGCUUCCAGUGUUGUUCUUUCUGGUGCGAGGAAUGUAUUUUAGCACAUAACAUGAUACGCACCAAUAAAGAACACAGAACGUUGGCACUGAAGGAUUUUCAAGAUCAGGACAUCGAGGCCGUGUUAAAGAGACCGGCAUUUUGUCAGAAGAAACGACAUGAAAAAGAAGAGUUGAAAUUCUUUUGCAAGGACUGUAAAGUCGCCAUUUGCAACACUUGUGUAGUAACAGUCCAUGAAGGUCACGGAAAGAUGCUUUUGGAAGAAGCUACAGACGCGCGCAAGACUCAGAUCAACUCCAUGACUCAAUCUUUAAUAGAAAAAGCACAAGAAAAACGAAAAGAGCUCGAGCAAUUGAACCAAAAGAGCAUGGACAUUACACUGCAAGUNGUUUCUGGGAGUGCCAACCGACUACGUCUCAGAGUAUUUUAAAACUUAAUUUGCUUUCGAUCUUCUUUAUGGAUAUAAAGACCUUGCUGGACAAUCUUCAUGAUGAAGUAUCCUGUUCUGUGUGUAUGUGUACUUUCACUGAUCCAAAGCAGUUGCCUUGUUUGCACAAUUUCUGUCUUCACUGCCUGAACGGAAUUCAACGAACGAGCGGCGUCCAUGGCAAAAUUACAUGCCCCGAGUGCAGGACACAUUUUCAAAUCCCUGGAAGUGGAAAUCCUAGUGAACUUCCCACUAAUUUUCGUAUCAACAGUUUGCUAGAUGUCUUGGCAAUAAAAGAGUGCAGUACAGCUAACGUUAAAUGCGGAAAUUGCAACACAAGGAGCGCCCAGACCUUAUAUUGCUUCCAGUGUUGUUCUUUCUGGUGCGAGGAAUGUAUUUUAGCACAUAACAUGAUACGCACCAAUAAAGAACACAGAACGUUGGCACUGAAGGAUUUUCACGAUCAGGACAUCGAGGCCGUGUUAAAGAGACCGGCAUUUUGUCAGAAGAAACGACAUGAAAAAGAAGAGUUGAAAUUCUUUUGCAAGGACUGUAAAGUCGCCAUUUGCAACGCUUGUGUAGUAACAGUCCAUGAAGGUCACGGAAAGAUGCUUUUGGAAGAAGCUACAGACGCGCGCAAGACUCAGAUCAACUCCAUGACUCAAUCUUUAAUAGAAAAAGUACAAGAAAAACGAAAAGACCUCGAGCAAUUGAACCAAAAGAGCAUGGACAUUACACUGCAAGUUGCCGACGUUAAAAUCCAAGUGCAGACACAUGUAGAUCAAGUUAUUGCAAUCAUCGAGGCGAGGAAACAGGAUGUUUUUGAUGCAGUCGAUAAUCGAGCGAAAAAAUCACUGAAAUCCCUCUCACAGAAAAAAGACCAAGUUGAAAAUCAAGUGAAAUUAAUUGAAUCGGCAAUUGAACGAACUAAAGCUCUUGUCAAACGAAGCUUUAGUACUGAAACCCUUGGAUUCAGUGAAACAUUUGAUCAUACAAUUCUACAGGAACAGAGCACCCAAGGAAACCGUGACACUGAAUGUAUUCCUCGGUUUAGUUUCACUAAAAGUGAAAAACUGAUUAACGUGUUGAACAGUGAAGGGAUAGGUAAUGUAAAAAUUGUUUUAACCGAAACUAAAGCGCAACAAUCAGGAGCUAAAGGUAAAGAAAGCAGUAAAGUAAUUGCUGGGAAUAAAGGGGCAAAUGUUCAUGACAGUCCUUUUGAGCCCCCAGUACAAACCAGGCGCUUCAGGUCCGUGCUGUCAUUUGGACAAAAGGGUAAGUCUGUUGGAAUGCUUAAUUGGCCCUGGGGGAUGGCAGUGAAUGAUCGUGAUGAAAUUGCUGUGACUGAGCUCGUGAACCACAGGGUUUCAGUGUUUAGUAGUGACGGUACCCACUUAAGAUCGUUUGGUAGGGAGGGUAACAAUAAUGGUAAGUUCCAGCACCCUAAAGGGAUCGCUUUUGAUAGUCAUGGUAAUAUUGUAGUGGUAGACUAUUUUAACGACAGGGUGCAAGUCUUUGAUAGGAAUGGUAACUUUCUUAGUAAGUUUGGUAAACAAGGAAGUCAUGAUAAUCAGCUUAUGUCCCCUCAAGGUUUAUCAAUAAAUGGCAACGGCGAAAUUAUUGUCGCUGAUAGCGGUAACCAAUUAAUAAAGAUAUUCUCCUCUAGUCGCAACUAUUUGCGUAAAUUUGGUGAAGCAGGUUCUUUGGUCAAUCCCAUGCACUGUAUCCAACACGGUCAAAAUUUUAUAGUCUCAGAUGGCAGUGAUCAUUCCAUUAAGAUGUUUGAUCUUGAGGGAAAAUUUAUUUCUAAAUUUGGAAAAAAGGGGAACAAGGAUGGAGAGUUCAAUCAGCCCUGUUGCCUGUCAGUUAACAAAGAAGGAUUGCUAAUGGUCUGUGAUGCAGGAAAUCACAGAGUUCAAGUAUUUGAACUGAGUGGAAAGUUUGUUACAAAAUUUGGAAGUGAAGGUAGCGGGAGAGGAGAGUUGAAUUAUCCAUUUUCUACAGCAAUUCUUAGUGAUGGAAGAAUAGUUGUGUGUGAUUUGAAUAAUGAUCGAAUCCAGGUAUUUGAGGAAACAGGAAAUAAUCUAUAA
Molecule: messenger RNA, 8851 nt
Organism: Porites evermanni
Lineage: Eukaryota; Metazoa; Cnidaria; Anthozoa; Scleractinia; Poritidae
Source: the annotation of a GenBank genome assembly